UCUUGGGCAAUUUUCUUAGUUCGUCUAUCCCGCGGAGGUGAAUUCACCAACGACGCCCAAGCCUACCGGUGUCCGAACGACAUCCAUCAUACUACUCGCCGUUUGGUUGUCGGCCUGGUCUGGCACACCGACUCACUGAGCUCAAGCUCGGUACCGUUACCCGGAGCGCGCUCCAAUGCGUCCGAUCUCGGCUUUUUGAUUAUCAUAGGUAGUUGGAAACACGGUCCAGCGGGGGCUUUGACAAUGCGGGCCAUCUUCAAGGCCCGCAACGUCUUCGUUCUUCUUCUUCCGUAUGACCCCAUCGUAUCUACAGAUAACGUUCUUCGCAGGACUGGCGGCUCUCACGCUGGGCGAACAAGUCGCACUCAACACCGAGGAUGCGAAUGUCACGGCCGAUAAUAGGACAGACGCGUCCAUCCUGGAGUCGUUUGCUGCCCCGGCUUCCCCGCAGGCGUGGAUGCAGCAGGACUGGAAUGGACUCACGACCUUCGCAGGCGCUACGCCGCUGAGAUGCUUCGGCGCCGACGCAGCCACCUUAUAUGAUGUCGCUGUCCUAGGUGCCCCGUUCGAUACCGCUACGACAUAUCGCUCAGGGGCUCGGUUCGGACCCAAUGGUAUACGUCAAGGAGCAAGGCGCCUGGGGAUCUCGAGGAUUAACGUACCUAUGAAGACUCGUGUGACCGACCAUCUGGAAGUCGUCGAUUGCGGGGAUGUCCCUAUGGUAUACAUUGACAACAAGGUGGCUCUCCGUCAGUUGGAGGCGGCCUCGUCUAUAUCGCUGUCUCGGAAGAGCCUUCGAUCAUACGAAGGAACAAGCAUUGCAAAGGAUGGUUCAUUUCAUCCUCGGAUAUUGACGCUAGGCGGAGAUCACACAAUCACACUCUCGAUGCUACGUGGGAUCGGGAAGGUAUAUGGGCCUGUCAGCGUGAUUCACUUCGACAGCCACAUUGAUACAUGGAAGCCAAGACGAGCACCGGAAGGCCCCUGGCUUCCAGACGAGGAGAUCCCGGUCACGCAUGACAACUACUUCUGGCACGCGCACGAGGAAGGCCUUCUCGCUGCUAACCACUCGAACAUACACGUCGGCAUCCACGGAGCCCUCGACAGCUGGCAAGACUACGAAGACGACUACGAGGCCGGCUUCGUCAUUAUCCAGGUUGACGAGAUUGAGGACAUCGGGUACAAGGGCAUCGUCAAGAAGAUUAGAGACGCAGUUGGCGACAACCCGGUAUACAUCUCCUUCGACAUAGACGUGAUAGACCUAGGAAUGGCCCCUGCAACUGGGACACCCGAGAUAGGAGGAUUCACGACGAGAGAGGUCAGAAAGAUCCUACAAGGUCUAGCCGGCUUGAAGAUAGUCGGUGCUGACAUCGUCGAAGUGGCACCAGGCUACGAUACCCAAGCCGAGAUCACCCAAAUCGCCGCGGGGAACAUAGGUUGGGACAUCCUCGCUUUGAUGGCCAAGACACCUUUGGUUUUAUGACCGGAAAUCGGCUGGGGUCAUAUAAUUGUGUAGUCCAUGAGCAGUGUUAAUCAGUGCAGCAUCAGUCAUAGAUAGAAACGGGAUGAAUGCCCUUAGAAUAUGAUGAUUGAGAUUACUUGUACACGGAGGCGUAUCGGUGAUGACGGGAGCACGCCUUCACAUGUCAAGUAUGUAUGUAACAAGGAAGAAUGCUAGCAUUAUAG
This is a messenger RNA of Rhodofomes roseus, 1686 nucleotides long. Its product is annotated as agmatinase. The coding region runs from base 293 to 1483 and encodes 396 amino acids. The transcript is spliced from 17 exons. NCBI's taxonomy places the organism in Eukaryota, Fungi, Basidiomycota, Agaricomycetes, Polyporales, Fomitopsidaceae. The record is from RefSeq and is a predicted model, not a curated record. Gene Ontology annotation, molecular function: metal ion binding; agmatinase activity.